Messenger RNA from Populus trichocarpa (black cottonwood), 793 nucleotides. RefSeq names its product V-type proton ATPase subunit G3. Gene Ontology annotation, cellular component: vacuolar proton-transporting V-type ATPase complex. Bases 209 to 541 code for a protein of 110 amino acids. The transcript has 5 exons. Lineage: Eukaryota; Viridiplantae; Streptophyta; Magnoliopsida; Malpighiales; Salicaceae. Gene Ontology annotation, molecular function: proton-transporting ATPase activity, rotational mechanism. The record is from RefSeq and is a predicted model, not a curated record. Gene Ontology annotation, biological process: proton transmembrane transport.
GUUGCAUUUGAGAGUAAAUGUGCAUGCACAUGUAACAUUGGUGCUUUUUUUGUAAACUUUUGAAUAUUUAUGAGCCACAUAUUGAUUUCUUCAAAAAAAAAAAUUCACCGUGCUCUGAAAAGUUAAUUGUAUCAGUUGAUUGCUUGUUCUUCCAUAUUUGGAAUUUCUCAAAAGCUUACAAGCUUACAGUUGAGGUUGCAUUGCUACCAUGGAUUCCAUGAGAGGUCAUGAAGGGAUUCAGAUGCUACUAACUGCAGAACAGGAGGCCCAACAAAUUGUUACUGCUGCUAGAAACUUGAAGACAACAAGGUUAAGGCAAGCUAAAGAAGAAGCCGAGAAAGAUGCUGGCCAUUAUCGCUCCAACCUGGAAUCUGAGUACCAAAAGAGAGUUGGUGAGACAAGUGGGAACUCUGGCUUCACCGCGGAACGGCUUGAAGAGGAAACUGACGUAAAGAUUCGAAACCUGAAGAAGUCAGCCUCUAAGGUCCAGUCAGAUAUUGUUGACAUGCUCAUCAAGUACACCACAGCCGCAAAGUAUUGAUGCUUGAAGGUUACUGUGGAGCUUUAAUUGUGAUUUUCACAGCCCACAGGUUAAGAGAGAAUUAGAAGAGUAGCCUGCAGCAAAGAAGAAGCAUAGCUGGCCAACUAUAUCUAAUAAGAGUUGCUCUUCUUUUAUUUUCAGUUUUCCAUUUAAGCAUGUUUUUGGUCAUCACCAAUGUCAUUUGAGGAAUAAUUAUUUUGAAUGUUUUGAUGUUCUUUCUAAAUGAAUCUGGAUGCGGAAAUCAGUCUGUAA